Messenger RNA from Saprolegnia diclina VS20, 567 nucleotides. RefSeq lists its product as hypothetical. The record is from RefSeq and is a predicted model, not a curated record. Bases 1 to 567 code for a protein of 188 amino acids. NCBI's taxonomy places the organism in Eukaryota, Oomycota, Saprolegniomycetes, Saprolegniales, Saprolegniaceae. The transcript has a single exon.
AUGACAACAACUUCCGACGCUGCACCUCUCGCCUUCGUGCCGCACCAGCAACCGGCAACAGCGCUUCGCAAAGGUCAGUGCCAGCACGCAGGCUGCACCAAGGCGGCCGUGCGCUUCGACACCAAAUGCAUCGGCCACGGCGGCGGCCCCAAGUGCGACGUACUCAAUUGCGGCAUGGCCGUGGCCUGCAACAGUCGCUGCAAGCGCCACGGCGGCGGCGCGCGCUGUACGGUCGACGGCUGCGACAAGGCGAGCCAGUGCCGCGGACGCUGCGUCGCGCACGGCGGCGGCGCCGUCUGCAAGUUUGCGGGCGGCUGCCUCAAAAAGACGCAGCGCGGCGGCAUCUUUUGCGCGCGCCACGGCGGGUUUCUGUACUGCAAAGCGCCAGGGUGCUCCAAGAAAGGCCGCGGCGCCGGCUUGUGCGACGAGCACCGACCGAGCUGCUGCAUCCCUAACUGCAAACGACUGGCCAAAGUACAGCAGCUGUGUACAAAGCACUACAACUUGCAGUCUCUGCACGCCCAAGAACAACGCGACGCUAGCCUUGAUGUCCACGCUCUGGUCUAA